AUGGCAAACUCGGAGGCCAGAACAAGCAGAUACAACCCACAAGGAGUUCGGUAUCAGGUGUUUCUGAGUUUCAGAGGGCCCGACACUCGUCGCGGAUUUACCAACACCCUCUGUCAUGGCAUGAACGAUGCCGGGAUCCGCGUUUUCAUGGAUGAUGAAGAGCUUCGACCUGGAGAAAGAAUCAGUGAAGAACUUCUGCAAGCAAUCGACAACUCAAAGAUCUACAUGCCUAUCUUCUCCAAGAACUACGCUUCGAGUCAUUGGUGCCUCUGCGAGCUUGCGAAGAUGGUGGAGAACACCUCUGAAUCUAAAACAGAUGGAAAUAAGAAGGUGAUAAUGCCCAUCUUCUACGACGUGAAACCCGAUGACGUGAAGCUGAAAACGGCCUUGUACAGCGAGGCAAUAUUGAAUUUGGAGCAACAGAAGAAGAACAAGUUCAGCCCAGAGGAAGUAGAGAAGUGGAGACGGGCUCUCAGGGAAGUCGAUGACACCAAGGGAUGGGAGCUGGAGAACUAUCAAGGACAUGGGGAACUUGUCAAGUUGAUUGUUGACGAGGUUAUGUAUAAGCUUAAGUCGAGACAAAGAAAAGUGACUGAUGAUUUGGUUGGGAUCAAUGAUCGCUUAUCGGCCAUAAACACUUUAUUAGACAUCAACUCCAGUGGCGUGCGGCUUGUUGGAAUUUAUGGCAUGGGUGGUAUUGGGAAAACCACUCUUGCCAAGAUGAUCUUCAACCAACUAUCUUGUUACUUUGGAAAGUACAGCAGUUUCCUUGAUGACGUACGAGAAAAGUCACAAAACGAGGGCUUAGUCAAGUUGCAGGAACAAUUGUUAUCCGAUAUCGUUAAUUCUAGAGUGGCUCGCAACAUCGACAGAACUGAUUAUGGAAUGAACACGAUUGGAGAAAUACUUGGCAAUAAAAAGGUGCUCAUUGUUCUCGAUGACGUCGAUGAGAGCGAGCAAAUCGAGGAUCUAAUUGGGAAGAAUUCUCUGUAUCCUGGAACUAGGAUACUUGUUACCACUAGGAAAAGAAGGGUUUUGAAAAUUAAAGGAUUUAAGUAUGAAAUCCUAUCUUAUGAAAUGGAGGCAUUGAAUGAUGAAGACGCACUUCAGCUUUUCUCUAGGCAUGCAUUUGGCAGAGACUCUCCUCUAAAUCCUUACUACAGUCUUUCAAAAGACAUCGUCUCUACCACGGGAGGGUUGCCUCUAGCUCUUCAAGUAAUAGGUGCAUUGCUUUCUCAUCACGAAGAGAGAAAAUACUGGGAAGAAACAUUGGACAAAUUAAGGAGAACGCCUCAUAGGGAUGUCUUGGGAAAGUUGAGGAUCAGUUAUGAUGCCUUAGAUAGUGAUGAACAGAUAUUUCUUGAUAUUGCAUGCUUUCUCAUCAAUGAGGAGAAGAUUAACCCAAUUUACGUGUGGAAAGAUUGUGACUUUAGCCCCUGA
Molecule: messenger RNA, 1440 nt
Organism: Syzygium oleosum
Lineage: Eukaryota; Viridiplantae; Streptophyta; Magnoliopsida; Myrtales; Myrtaceae
Product: disease resistance protein L6-like
Exons: 2
Coding region: 1-1440 (479 amino acids)
Biological process (GO): defense response; signal transduction
Molecular function (GO): ADP binding
Source: RefSeq, a predicted model, not a curated record